Penaeus monodon (black tiger shrimp) is the source of this 4332-nucleotide messenger RNA. RefSeq names its product protein NDRG3-like (gene MESK2). Bases 624 to 2114 code for a protein of 496 amino acids. Lineage: Eukaryota; Metazoa; Arthropoda; Malacostraca; Decapoda; Penaeidae. Gene Ontology annotation, cellular component: cytoplasm. The transcript has 10 exons. The record is from RefSeq and is a predicted model, not a curated record. Gene Ontology annotation, biological process: signal transduction.
AUACGGUGUUGUGUGGAUUCGGUGUGGAUUGCCUCCCUCGAACUGUUGGUUAUUUGUUUCGCAUUCGGUUUGGGUUAUUCUGGGCGAAGCAUUCACGUUUUUGUUCACCCCCGAGAACGUCGCUCCUUUUCGUAACGAAGGAAGGUGCAUGUUAUAUGUAUAUAUAAUUGUAAAUUUCAUCGCCUUGAUCUAUUUUUUCUUUCGUGAAGAGAGGAUUGUGUGACGUAUGUAAACGUGUCUGGAAUUUUAUUUUUGAGGGAGUGAAGAGAGAGAAAACGUCUUUUCCAAGGAAGUUAGUGUUGUGUGGUUUGAUAUUGCAUAGAAGUUGUUGCCAAGGCGACGUCGAGUACAACAAAGUCCCUCGUCUUUUCUCUCAAUUCUCUCUUUUUCUCAAUUCUCUUUUCUCUCUCUGUCUCUCUGUUUCUUUCUGCCCAACCCGCAUUGCCCAAACGAAAUAAAUCCGGGUGGAAUAAAAAAAAGAAGAAAAAACACAAACACAAAACACGAAAAUCAGAGGGAAUUCGCGAGAGAGAAAAGAAAUUAGAAAGAGUUUGCAAGGCCGUGACAUCUCCUCUCUCACUCGACCUCCGGUGGACAAACCCUUUUCAAAACCCGCCGCACAGAUGAAUAAAUCCGGCAAGAAAGUCAAAAUGGCCUCAAUCCGCUCCUUUCGCGCCGGCCUCUCCAAGUCGUACCAGUCGCUCAACACCCUGGGCGCCCACGACAACGCUAAGGACGACUACGGUAACAUGUACGACCGCAGCUCCACCACGGACUGGAUCGGCGUCGACAACUUCAAGAGCGGCAAGAACGCCAAUUCGCCGUUCUCUGCCUUGAAGAACGCCAUGUCGAGGGUGUCCCGAGGCAAGCACAGCGCCUCCAGGAUCUCGGUUAUCCUGAAGGAGCUGGAUGAUGAGUGGCAGAUCCAGGAGGAACCGGCGGCGCAGGAUAAUUUCUUGGGAAAACUCCGUCGCACCUCCGCCAAGAUGCCGUCCUCCGUCGCUCUCUCUGCCGAACAGGCGUCUCUGCUGGGGACCAUGCCAAGCGAUGCCCUGGAUGACAUUGAGCUGCGCCACGUCCAGCUCUCCGUGGCCAACGCUCGCACUUUGAGCGAGGAUGGGUCGGCCGGCAACAAGGAGACAGUGGAAACGCGGCACGGCCCCAUCACGGUGGCUAUCACCGGCGACACUUCCAAGCCAGUUAUUCUGACCUACCAUGACCUCGGACUCAACCAUGUCACCAACUUCCAGGCAUUUUUCCUUUAUCCUGAGAUGAGGAACAUUGUCAACAACUUCUGCAUUGUACACGUGAAUGCCCCCGGACAGGAGGAAGGAGCACCCACUCUGCCAGAAGGCUACGUCUACCCAACGAUGGAGGAAUUGUCUGAGACAAUUACCUGUGUCAAGAGUCACUUCCACAUUCGAACUUUCAUUGGCUUUGGCGUGGGUCUUGGCGCCAAUGUCCUCGCUCGCUAUGCCACCAAGUAUCCUGCAGAUGUCGAUGCUUUGGUUCUCAUCAACUGCUCCUCAACCCAAGCUGGAUGGAUCGAAUGGGGUUACCAGAAGCUCAACAUCCGCCACCUCCGCUCGGGAACGAUGACGACAGGCACUGUUGACUACCUCCUCUGGCAUCAUUUUGGAAAAUUGGAGGAAUGCAACCAAGACCUGGUGACUGUGUACAGGCAACAUUUCGAGAAGGCCCUGAAUGCUACGAACCUUGGCCUGCUUGUUGACUCGUACAUUCGCCGAACUGACCUCAACAUUGUGCGAGAGCUGGACCCCAACAAGAAGAAGGAUGUGCGGAUGAUCAGGACCCAAGUGUUGAACAUCACUGCCAACCACUCUCCCCAUGUGGACGAUACAGUCACCUUCAAUGGAAGACUUGACCCCACUUUGUCUACAUGGAUGAAGAUUCAAGACUGUGGACUGGUUAUUGACGAGGCCCCAGGGAAAGUGGUGGAAGCUUUCCGACUCUUCCUUCAGGGUCAAGGCUAUGCGGUCCACAGUCGCGGCAUUGGCUCCAGACAGGCAUCCUUAAACUCAGUUAAUGGCUCCACAACCAGUGUCAAGGAUAUUCGCAUCACGGAAAACCCCCUACAAAAUCCUACAGUUUGAACGACGAUUCGGUGAUUGCGAGUCACGAUCCGGGAGAAAGAUGUGGAACAGUGUGUGAUAUGGACUAUGGUGAUAUGUAAUUUUUUUAUCAUGUCUCUGUAUUUUUUAUUUUAGCCACGACAAUUAUGGAAGGUUGGACGUCAUCUCGGUUGUUGUAGGAGGAGGCAGAGGGAAACGUAUUUUCUCUUGUCUUCCUUUUUGAGGUGAAAGAGAGACCAAAGAAUUUUUCGUAACAUGGAGAGAGUUUUAUUUUACGAUAAGUGACGUGACUUUUUAUUGUUAAAAUUUUGAAGAUUUUAGACAAAUGUCUUUGGUUUUCUUCUUUUUUUCUUCUUAUGGUUCAUGACAAGGAAGACAUUGUUUUCCCAUUUUAGCAAAUUUGUUUAAAUCUCAAAAGAAUUUAUAGGUAGGAAUGGAAUGAAAUAUUCAAUUGUUGGUAAUUAAUGUUCAUUUGUUAUGGGUUCUACAAUCAGACAAAGGAAACUGUAGCCUUUGUCACUGUCGGAGAGCACAGGAAGGUGCCACUAAUCUUUGGUCCUCUGAUUUCUGAAGGUUAUUUAGCUUUUUAUUGGCAUCCCGCAAGCUAAAUGAUGAAAUGGUAGAAGAGAAUUUUUUUCAUACAAUAGAAUAUGUAAAAAUGAAAGUAUGUAUGUGCAUGUGUGUGUGUAUCAUGUAUGUGUAUAUAUAAUAUAUUAUGUGGAAUGUGUGCUAUGUAUAUAUUAUAAUAUAUAUAUAUAUAUAUAUAUAUAUAUAUAUAUAUAUAUAUAUAUAUAUAUAUAUAUAUAUAUAUAUAUGCGCUUCAUGAAAUGCUCACACACACACACACAUACAGACACACAUAAGUAUAUGAAAUUAUCGGUAUUAUAUUUAUGCUGUUGGACUUUUUUUCUUUCUAUGCUGAUAGUGAGUACUAUUUCCUGAUUUCAACUAGCUGAGACUUUACUGCGAAAGCCAUCAGUAAAGCCGUAGGAAAGACAGAGACGUAAUUGCUGUAGUCAUUACAAGAGAAAGUAGUCCCACCAUUGUAUACAGUAGACCAGGUAGCACAAAUUUUAAUAAUGCUACAUGCUUAGUGAUGCCAUUUUCCUAUACUUUAAUCCUUCCUUUCUAUCUUUUCUAAGACCAACACACUUUCCAUAAUUUUAAAGACGAUGUUGCGUAGUUUUGUGAACUGUGUUUUACUGAUUUUAUUAUUUUUUAUACGUUUCUUUUAGAAGAAACUUGUUUCUUUUCCUUUUUAUUUCUUUUAAUAUUAGACUAAAAGUCAUGUGUUUAAGGUUGUUGCAAAGUGAGUUAAGCACAGAGGACUGCAUGUUCCAUCCAAUAAUGAAAGAUUUUGUGAAGUGGAGGCAAUCUAGUCAAGUUUGAUUGAAGGCACUGCAGCCAGAACUGCCUUGUAUAGGGGAAAGCUUUGAAACAGAAGACUUCAAUCUGAUUUUUUUCUCUCUCAAAAGGUUGACAAUAUGCUUGCUAUUAGGUAGACUUUGAGACAGGUGAUUAUAUACAUACAUAUAUAUAUAUUAUUUUUCUUAUUCACUUCGUGUGUUACAUCUGCGUGCCUCAUAAUAAGGGAAAAAGAAAAAGACCAGCAGAUACUUUGACUAGUAGGGGCUUUUAUGGAAAAGGGAAAAUCCUGACCAAACAGAUUCUCCCAAAGAUUUUGUUGCUAUUCACAUCCAUUUCAAUGCUUUUGUAGUGAGCCCUGUGUCUCACCUUGGCUGGUGAUGCCUAGAAGAGGGAGGAUAUGGUGGGGGGGAGUGAGUUGGAGGCAGGGGAGGAGGGAAGACUUAGUAGAAAGGGUGCAGAAAAGUAUGUUUCUUUUCUUCCUCUCUUUCUCUCACUCUAUCCCCUUCUUCCCUCUCUCUUGCUCUUUCCAUCUGUCAAAUCUUAAUCAUGAUAUGACAUGAAUUGAACUGCAUUGGUGUAUUACUGCGGCUUGUACAUAGUUGUUAUAAAAUAGUGUUGAAGCUUUCUUAUUAUCAUGAUGAUUAUCAUUUCUGUUAUGUCUCAGUCUUAUGAAAAAUGAUCAAGACAGUGGCAUGUGUCACUUAGUAAAAACUUGUUAAAUAUCUCUUUUUUAAGGAUACAUCAAAGAUUGGUACCAAAUUAAUCCAUUCCAUUCGAAGGGCAAUAUGAUAAAGAAAAAAAAUUCCCUCAAUAAAGAAAGAAAAAAGAAAAAAAUGAGACCAAAAUGCUGUAACCACCAUAACUCCCUUUA